Messenger RNA from Drosophila biarmipes, 896 nucleotides. RefSeq lists its product as uncharacterized. Bases 51 to 728 code for a protein of 225 amino acids. The transcript is spliced from 2 exons. The record is from RefSeq and is a predicted model, not a curated record. Lineage: Eukaryota; Metazoa; Arthropoda; Insecta; Diptera; Drosophilidae. Gene Ontology annotation, molecular function: zinc ion binding; nucleic acid binding.
UAAACAAAGAAUCAGAAUCGCCAAGUUUGUCACUUUCGUUUGCCAAAGAAAUGAUCAUGGAUUACGAUGGAUCAUCUUGCGCAAACGUUUGGACCCAGCAAGUACGCAACAUUGCUGAAAUGUACAACUUGGAUGCAGUGUGCGUAAAAUUGGUGAUUGUGGCUAAACUAAAAGGCAUCGCCCAGCGCUGGUUGCAUGCAAAUGCAACGCGUAUUAUGGAGCCGGCAGAGAAUCUGUUGGAACAGCUGAUCCUAGCAUUCGGCGAUAAGCUGUCCAAAGCAGAGGCGCGACGCAAAUUUGAGGACUUGAAGUGGCAUUAUGGCGAAAAGUUCGCGGUGUAUUUUGAGGCAAAGACAAUGCUGGCAAGCAGCAUCAACAUUGAUCCAGACGAAUUGGUUGACCAGAUAGUCGAGGGAAUACCAGCACAGAAUUUGCGGGAUCAGGCCCGGAUCCAAUGUUUCACAGAUCCGAAGCAAAUUCUCCGUGCGUUUGCUGGUAUCCGUUUGGAUAAGUCAAAUGAGUCGGCGUCAAAGGAGUUCAACAAGAAUAGGAGCAGCACCAGAGGAUUCCGCUGCAGUAACUGCAACGCCAGAGGACACAUCGCUAAGGAUUGUCGAAAACCAGCAAGGAAUCCAGGAUCCUGCUAUGCCUGUGGCAAGUUUGGCCACUUUGUAGCCCAAUGUGAGGAUAGAAAGGGAAAUGCUGUAAAUAAAUAUCAUGCAUCUUAGACUCUGGCAGUCCAAUUUCGUUGCUUAAAAUAUCUUUGUUGCCCAGGGAGGCCCAAUUACAUGAAGUCAAAGAACAAUAUUUUGGUAUAAAUAGAAGCCCAUUACAAAUCUACGGAAAAAUUUUAUGUUUUGUAUUAAAAGGAACAAUAAAAUGUUACUUUAACUUAA